CAGUGACCAGGCGGGGAGGUAACGCGCGCGUGCACGCGCACGCACGGCACUAUCACCCCUCCUCCUCCUGCAGCGCUGGGAUCUCUCCGGCCUCCACACCGCAGGGGUUGGUGAAAAUCACUCUCGAUCAAAAGACAAACUGCAAACAGAAAAAACCCAGAAACUGCUGGUGCGAUGUGAUUAUUGGAGGAAACGAGCGGAUCAAACUACAGAUCAGACUUGGUGAGAAUGAACUCCUCCAGGGCGCGCACGUCGAGUUGUUGUGAGGAGGGGCCGCUGGCGGGCUGUCCACAGCCCCAUCCUGCAGGGGUGAAGCUGGAGGCGAUGAUGGAGCAGCUGCAGAGACAACAGGGGGCCAAGCUGGAGAUGAACCUGCAGGAGAAACAUCUUCUCCAAGCUCAGCUCCUGUUCGCCCAGCAGGCGGCGGCGGCCCGGGCGUCCAGCUCCAGACCCGACCCGUUCGGGAGAGCCAACGGGCAGAUUUAUCAGGCCGCCCAGCACAGCCUGAGCAGACUGGACCUGAAGGUGGAGGACUCGCAUCAGGAGGCGGAAGAGAUGCCGGAGCCUGAGGAGGGAGGCGAGGAAGAGGAGGGAGAUGAGCAUGGGCCUCAUCUUCAGGCGAAGAAGCAGGAACUCCAACAGGUUUCUCGCUUUCAGCCCUAUGCACCUGCUGCCGAGCCCGAGUGUCCAGCGCUGAAGCAGGAGGAGAAGGAGCGGCCGUCUCCUACAGCUCCAACCGUCUUCACUUCGCCCAACGGCUUCACCGACUGGAGCUACGAGGAGCUCUUCAAGCAGAGAGGAGGAGGAGGAGGCGUAUGGGCCGAGGAGAACGAAGGAGGAAAAAUAAAAGGAGAGCCGUCGAGAGAUUUUGCCAAGCUCUAUGAACUAGAUGAUGAGCCCCAGCGAAAGGAGUUCCUCGAUGAACUCUUUGUCUUCAUGCAGAAACGAGGAACUCCAGUGAACCGCAUUCCCAUCAUGGCCAAGCAGGUGCUGGACUUGUACCGGCUGUAUAAACUGGUGACGGAGAAGGGGGGGCUGGUGGAGGUGAUCAACAAGAAGAUUUGGAGGGAGAUCACCAAAGGUCUCAAUCUGCCCACCUCCAUCACCAGCGCUGCCUUCACCCUCCGGACCCAGUAUAUGAAGUACUUGUACCCGUUUGAGUGUGACAAGAAAGCUCUGAGCUCUCCGGGUGAGCUGCAGGCGGCGAUCGACAGCAACCGCAGAGAGGGUCGACGUCCCAGCUACACCAGCAGCCUUUACCGCUACUCUCCGUCCCCGAGCUCUGCUCCACACACACUCCUGUCCUCGCCUACGAUGCAGACCGCCCCCAUCGCACACAAUGGCUUGAACACAGCGGCCAGUCCGAGUUUCAAAAGAAACUCAGAUGAGCCCUCCACCCCUGUGAUGCCCAGGCUGCCUGUGGCUUUGGCUCUUGGCCAGCACCACCAUCACCACCAGCAGCAGUUUGCACAAGCUGCCACGUUGGAGCAUCUCAGAGAGAGGCUGGAUCGAGCAGCAGGUGGAGCUGCGGUCGACGCUCCGGAAAGGAAAAUGAUGCGUCUCGCAGAGGAGCAGCAGCGGUUCAUGCAGCAGGCCCUGCAGCAGAACCUGCUGGCGAUGGCGUCUCACUUCAGCCCCGUGAACCUCAAACUGAACAACGGGCACGAGAAAAAACAGGAUUUGUCUCUGAGCAUCUCUACGAACGGACCGGCCAGCAUCAGCGUUUCUGUGGAGGUCAAUGGUGUUGUUUAUUCAGGAACGCUCGUAGCUCAGAAGCCAGCGGCUCCGGUCUCGUCUCAGACUGUAACUCCUGCAGGGACAAGCGGUUUCAGCGCACUCUCCUCCCACAGCCCAUCGUCUACAUCUUCCACGUCCUCAAAGGGACCAAAUUAAAGCUUUUAAAACUGUGGAGUCAAAACAAAAAUACAUGCUAAACUUUGUUUCUCUUCUCAGAAAUGAAAUGUUUAAACUUCAGGGAAAACCUACACUGCAGGAAGCCAUCAUAAUUUCUUCUCAGUAUUGUCCUUGUCUUUUGAAAUGUCCUCGUCUAACUCAGGCCAGUUGACUCUAGUGCCUGUUAGAUUGAUCGUCUAUACAAACGCAUCAUCAUCUGAAAGACUUUACAAGGACUGUUCCCGAGUGUCUUCAGAGCAGAAGACAUGAUGAAAAUCCACAGUAGACCUCACUCAUGAAUCGUUUAUCAAGUAGUUCAAGUUUGUUUUAGUUGGCAAGAGUAGAAGAAUUUAGUUGUCAGCGUGCAGCUAAUGAAGACCAAACGCCUUAGCUCAGAGUUGUAGCUCCUGAACUGAAGCCCAUUUUGUGUUGUUAUACUGUGGGAACCAUUUUUGAUUAUUUGGUUUAAUUGUGUAUUUUUCAUAGAUUUC
Messenger RNA from Nematolebias whitei (Rio pearlfish), 2384 nucleotides. Its product is annotated as AT-rich interactive domain-containing protein 3A. The record is from RefSeq and is a predicted model, not a curated record. The coding region runs from base 229 to 1893 and encodes 554 amino acids. Gene Ontology annotation, biological process: regulation of transcription by RNA polymerase II. Lineage: Eukaryota; Metazoa; Chordata; Actinopteri; Cyprinodontiformes; Rivulidae. The transcript is spliced from 9 exons. Gene Ontology annotation, cellular component: nucleus. Gene Ontology annotation, molecular function: DNA binding.